Musa acuminata AAA Group (dessert banana) is the source of this 546-nucleotide messenger RNA. RefSeq lists its product as uncharacterized. Lineage: Eukaryota; Viridiplantae; Streptophyta; Magnoliopsida; Zingiberales; Musaceae. The transcript has a single exon. Bases 1 to 546 code for a protein of 181 amino acids. The record is from RefSeq and is a predicted model, not a curated record.
AUGGCCAGGCAAUACAGUGUAAAGCCCCUGCAGUCUUUCUAUGGCUUGGGAGCGGAAUCGCCAUGCCCAAGCUCAACUUCCUUCAAGAUCAGAAGCCUGCUCAAGGUCUACCUCCUUCGACACAUCUCCCAUGCCAAGUCCAUGGUCGCGGAGCUUCUUAAGAAGAAGAAGAAGAAGAAGGCCAUCGACAGCAACCGCGACUUUAAGCUGAGGAAGACGAAGAAGAAGCUCUUCGGCUUCUUUAAGCUGCACCGUAGCUGGUCAUCCUCGUGCGUGACACCCAUGCCGCCGCGGCUUCCCAUCUCGGAGUUUGAUGACUCGACGGUGAUCUUCACCGAGGACAGCGCUGGUGAGGCGGAGCCACCACUCGGUGGGUGCCUCGACUGGCUCGAGGACGAGUCGGAGGCUUCGGGAGGGGAUACAGGCGAAGGAAGCGAGAUCGACCGGCUCGCGGAGAGGUUUAUAGCGAGGUGCCAUGAGAAGUUUAGGCUGGAGAAGCAGGAGUCGUACAGGAGGUACCAGGAGAUGCUUGCAAGAAGCAUAUGA